UCAUUUUUAUGUCCUGCACACAUAACCAGGCGAUAUACCUGGUUCAUAUAGCUCUCUGUUAUGUCUUUUGUUCUAUGAGAGAGAGAGAGAGAGAGAGAGAGAGAGAGAGAGAGAGAGAGAGAGCGAGCUCAGAAAGGUGGAUGAGCGCGUGUGCUGGUCGCGAGGAGGAGAGAGCGUGAGAUGCUGCUGACACAUUCCUAGAAAGAUGUGUAAAAUGGCGCAAGUAUGUUGGAGCCACCGGCUGUAGUUUGGAUCUAGAGGAGCUUAUUACUGCUUUCCCAUCCUUGUCUUCGCUCUUGCCUCACCUUCUUUUUUGCAUCUCGUCUAAAUUUCAAUGUGAUUAAAUGGCUUCCAGACGGCGCCGUCAGGCUCCAUGCUCACUCGGAAUACUCCUGCUCGCUUUUGUCGGUAUGACAUCUGGGGGCGAGCUGUCAUUCACCCUGGAGCCCAGUGACAUCAUCGCUGUUCAGGAGCAACCUCUGAUGCUGCACUGUCAGGUGGAGGGGAUCCCACCCAUCACCACGCAGUGGAGACGCAACGGAGCGCUGAUUGUGGAGGACCAAAACUACGUCAUGUUUGCUAAUGGCUCACUUCUGAUUGGUCAUUUCCAGAAGACCAAGUCUGAUGGCUCGUCUGAUGAGGGAGACUAUGAGUGCAUAGCCCAAAAUUUCUUUGGGCUGGUCUUGAGCCGCAAAGCCAGAGUUCAGGCUGCUACAAUGGCAGAUUUUCAUGUGCAGCCACGUUCUGUACGUGCAGAGCUGGGAGGUGUUGGACGGUUUCAGUGCCAAAUCCAUGGCCUGCCUGAGCCGGUCAUCAGCUGGGAAAGAGACGGGCGGCCCGUGGAUACCUCUGAUGACAGGUAUACUCUGUUGCCCACGGGUGUGCUGCAGAUAACUGGAGUACGCCCUGAGGAUGGUGGGGUGUACUGCUGUGUUGCCCACAACAGUGCUGGAGUCAAACACAGUGCAGGAGCGCAGCUCACAGUCUCAGGCUCCCAGUCAUCUGUUUACAAAGAACCCAUGAUCCUUGUGGGCCCUGAAAACCUCACCCUCACAGUUCACCAGACCGCCAUCUUGGAGUGUGUUGCCACGGGUUACCCUCGUCCAAUCGUUUCGUGGAGUAGACUGGAUGGCCGUCCAAUAGGAGUUGAGGGUAUCCAAGUACUAGGAACAGGAAACCUGAUGAUCUCUGAUGUCAGAGUUCAACAUUCUGGCGUUUACGUCUGUGCGGCCAACAAACCAGGAACCCGUGUGCGCAGAACUGCUCAGGGACGCCUAGUUGUGCAAGCCCCAGCAGAGUUUGUGCAGCCCCCUCAGUCCAUUGCUCGCCCGGUGGGCACCACUGCCAUCUUCACUUGUCUGGCCCGAGGUGAGCCAGUCCCCCAGCUCACCUGGCUGAAAAAUGGACAGAUCUUAGAGCCCGAUGGCCACGUGAAACUCAGGAACAACAACAGUACUCUGACCAUCUAUGGAGUAACCCAGGAGGAUGAGGCCAUAUAUCAGUGUAUUGCAGAGAACAGUGCGGGCUCCACACAGGCCAGUGCUCGUCUGACCGUGCUGUGGGCUGACGGGUUGCCGGGUGUGCCCACGGGUGUACGUGCAGAAGCCCUUUCCCCAGCUUCCAUUCAGGUGUCCUGGAAAGAGCCCACCCAAAACACUCAGGACAUAAUUGGAUAUGUGCUCCAUAUCCGCAAGACUGCUGACCCAGUGGAAAUGGAGUACCAGGAGGCUGUGAGUAAAAUGACCCUGCAGCAGGUAAUCGGGGAUCUGGAGCCUUCCACCAGCUACAGCUUCUAUGUGAAGGCUUACACAUCUCGCGGAGCCAGUAAAGCAUCUGAGACGGCUGUGGAGAGCACUCUGGGAGAAGUCCCUGCACCACCAAACUUGUUCACAAAGGUGAUCAAUUCGAGUGUGGUUCAGGCCACGUGGGAGCCUUCCACUAAGAUGGGCCAGCAGGAAGGAUUCAAUCUCUACUACCGUAGGGUCCCCGUCCCCCUCUUCACAGGACCCCUCACCUUCCCACGUAAUGUGACCCAGUACAACAUCACUCACCUGGAUCCCUCUUUUGUGUAUGAAAUUAAGAUUCUUGCUUUUAACCAGCAUGGAGAGGGCAAUGCCACCCUGCGCUUUGUGUCGCUCAAGGAGGCAGUGGAGAAAUCAGUGCUAAAUACCCCUUGUGACUGUGUAAAAGACGAACAGAAUAAAAGCUCCACCACAGGCAUCAUCAUCGGCAUCCACAUCGGAGUCACAUGCAUAAUUUUCUGUGUCCUUUUCCUCAUGUUCAGCUAUAGGGGCAGGUUGAAGAUGUGUAAAACCGUGCAGGCCACCCGACAGGCAGGCCGUAACCCAGUAGGAGUCGUGCAAGAGUCCUCCUCAUCACAGGGGGCUUUGGCCCUUAACGGCCCCCACAGGUUCAGCCAAGAUGGGAAUGGAGGAGCCCACACUGCAAAGAGCUGCACCGACUCCAACGAGAUGGAGAGACUCUUCUCAGGACCAUCCCACUUCUCCUAUCCACCUGACACCACCCACACAAUUGAGAGCUCUUUGGUCUCCUGUCCAUUGAAUGAAACUCAGAUUUCCACACUUCCCCUUGAUGACUUCAGUCUGAUGGAGGAGUGUGAGGUGCAGUUCCGGCAGCAUCCAGCAGAGGGCCAACAGGAUGAAGACUGAUGAAGAAAUGAAGGUCAAGAUUAUCCUCUACUCAGACUCCUGUCCAACUCAGGUUAACUGAAGUAUUCAUCUUUUUUAGUUCUGUUUUUAUCGUGCAAAGAAUAUAUUAUUUGUAAGUUAAGUUCCCUUUGUGGGAAUCACUGGACUGUAAUGCCAGGGAUCCCUCUGGCCUCAUAGUGGAUGAGGUUCUGUGAUGGACAGCUAUUAUUCCUCAUUGGUAGGUGAACAAAUACACUCUUGCAGUUACAACUGGCAGCAUAAGGUACAUUCUCCAGUCACUAGUAUCAAUAAGUGAUUUUAUUCGACGACUUCUGCGCAACAGAGAAGUAUUUUUCCUAAUACCACACAUUAGUUCUGUUUUUUGAUAUGCUGCCUCCUCUUAACCUACCAAUGAUUUCACAAUCCCAUCCAGCGGAGACCAAUACCUUCUUCCAGGGAUUUCAAAUUAUUCUCAGGAUUUUUUUUUUCCACUGAUAUCAAUGUGUGCUUUUUUUAAUUAGGUUUCAACCUUCAUAAAGACUUUAGACUCAGCUAUGUGAACCUUAGAAUUUGCAACAAAAAACCUACCUCAGCUGGAAUGAAUGUCUUGUAGAAAGUCUUUGAGAUCUGCAUCUUGCUGUCUGUUCUGUUUUUAUAUACAUCAUGCAUUCAGUCAAAAGAGAAAAAGGUGCUUCUCUACCUCAGAUUUCAAGGACUGCCGCUCUCCUGCUUGCAGAAGCAAAAAAAAAAAAAAAAAAAAAAAAAAAAAAAAUCCAACAUAUAGCACUUCCAAAUGUUGAAGUCAAUGUUCUACCUCAAAAUAACAAUGUUAUUAUUGUCGCUGUGGUUCUUUUCUCAUAUUGAAACACAGCCUCUGUUUGUAAGAUACUGGCUUCACUAUGUUGAUUAAUUGCUGUGUUUUGAUAUGUCAGUACCUCAUGCCAGUUGACAGAUGACAUUGUUCUAUGAAUUCUGCUUGUAAAGAUGUUUUGAUAGUGUCCUUGUAUUCGCGUAGAAUUUUUUUGUUCUAUGUUUCCUGAUCAGAGUAUUUUUAUUUUAAUCAUAGUCGACGCUGAAAAUGGAAAGACUUUUUAAGAUAAACUGCACUGUUACUAAUGUCUUCAGGAUAAAAAUACUGCUCUCAGAUGAACCGCUGGAAGAAGAGAGGCCACCGUACGCAAAGCUGAAUAUAAACAUAACACAAUGUUUAGGGAAUUGAAUAGUUUGACUUCAUGUGUUUUGCAUGUUGUGUGACAAAGGAAAGGGGGAAUGAACACGUAUGUAAAACGUUCUUUACAGAAUUAAGCACAUACACUGUUUCUAUGGGUGCUGAUAGAAGUAAGUGGUGAUAUAGAUUAGAUACAUAUAUCACGUGUUGUGAUAUUUCGUGAAGAAUUGAAACUUUGCCUGGGUUGUAACUACAGGACUUGUGAUCAAUUACAAGCACCCUUAGAGGCUGUUACUGUUGAGGCUACUCUGCUGCAUGUUAUGAAGUGAACGCCAAACAAUGGAAGAACUGGGCAUUCUAGAAUUCUCCAGGAAGUGAACAUUCCAUUAGAAGCCAAAGCCACUGGAGAUUCUCAUGGCUUCUAUGUGGAGUUCCAUCAUUUUUUUUUUUUUUUUUUUUAUGUCGCAAGCCCCUCAUUCAUGUUUUUAGUGCCACAUUGAUCAGGGAGCACAAAGUGCAUCAGAUGUACGCACAUAACUUGCACCCAUAACAUCUGUUGGCAUUAGAAUGCUCAGAAUGCUGAGUAGAGGAUGCCUGAGCUACCACCGGUCAACUCUUCAUAUGUCUGGCCAGCUAUUGAAUUGCUUUUCAAUUGCUUUUCACUGUGUGCUCAGCCACCCAAUCCAAGACCAGCUGCUUCUUUUAGCGAGGAGGAAGAGUUGAAAGUACCAGCAAGAUGUUCUUUCUCCUCUGGUGUCCCAUAGUGCUAUGGUGCAUAUAUAUUUUUUUAGUAACCUACCUCGACACAGCAGUCAUGCUCUCAGGUCGCUCCUAUUCCGAUGGGGAGAUUGUAUUUUUUGUAUAGUACACACACAUGCACACAUACAUUCACACAUCAGAGGAGAACAUCUCCUUUGGGCCCUUUAGCAGAUCAGUGCGUUGCAUUAGCUUUUCACACUCUUUGAUUUUGUGAAUGUAAAGUGAUAUUUUUUCAUGCGUUAUGUUUGUCUGUAUCAAAUAGUCAUGUUUGCUUUAUUUCGGCUGGUUCAGAUGACUUGUCCAUCAGUUUUGCCACUAUUGUUUUUGUUCUUAAUUUUAAAAUAAUCAUCAUCAUCAUGAGUAUGUGUAGAUAAUGAGUCAAAUUUGCGUAUUUUCAUAACGCCCACAAAUUCUGUAUUCAAUCUUUUUAAAGAAAUGGACAAAGUAAGCCUAGAUAAUCAAAAUAUCGCAUUCAUAUAAGGUAUAUUCACUCAAAUACUGUUUCUGGAACAGAACUGCACAGUAUAUUACAGUGUAGAAAAGACUCA
Molecule: messenger RNA, 5123 nt
Organism: Ctenopharyngodon idella (grass carp)
Lineage: Eukaryota; Metazoa; Chordata; Actinopteri; Cypriniformes; Xenocyprididae
Gene: igdcc3
Product: immunoglobulin superfamily, DCC subclass, member 3
Exons: 14
Coding region: 345-2669 (774 amino acids)
Biological process (GO): axon guidance; cell-cell adhesion
Cellular component (GO): axon; plasma membrane
Molecular function (GO): protein binding
Source: RefSeq, a predicted model, not a curated record